AUGUCUCCUCCUGUGUCUCUCCGCUUGGACCCAGAUCUCAUUGAUCCUGGCUGGGAUGCUCUACCCAACGAUGGGGGUGUCACUGGCGGGCUCUCGUUUGCUUCAACACAGAUACGCAAUAGCUGGAUUGUCAGACUUGAUUUCAGGCAAAAUUCGACACCGAAAGGAGAGCAGAGCCACGGAACUGGAUUCUAUAUCAAUAUCCCAGAUACCAGAGCCCACGUUAUUCUUACUGCUGCGCAUAAUCUUGUUGAUAAGGGGGGGAAGCGGUCUCAGGAUCUGCAGUUUUACGAUCCCUUCCAAGCGGCCAUUAUUAAGCCCGGAGAUCUGGACAUCUUUAUAUCCCCUUCAUAUAUGUCAAGUAUGCCACGGCCACAGACCGGAGCUGAUUUUGGAGCAAUCCGUGUGCCCAGCAGCACGUCCAAUCCUCGCGGGUUUGGGUUUUCUUUGAAACUUGCUGAAGAAAGACUGCGUGAUAAAAGCCUACAGGUUUGUGGAUUCCCCUCGGACUCGACUCGACCUGAACCAGAUACCAGCUCUGGGGAAUGCAAGCGCUCGGAUCCGACUAUCCUGGAAUACAAAAUAAACACGGCAAAAGGGUUCAGUGGGGCGCCAGUAUUCAUGCCGUUUAAGGACCAUGAUACGGUUGUUGGUAUUCACACAAACGGGAGUGAUCCUCGUUAUGGAAAUAGCAAGGCAUGCCGGGUUAAUGAGAGGGCCUUGGAGCAAAUCUUCCGCUGGUUAGGAGUAGGCUAUGAGAAGAAGGCUCUCAGAGUCUUUCCCUCCAAAGACGCUCCUCCUGAGGGUCUAUAUCUUCGUUUUCCCCCAUACGAGCGCUAUGGCUGGGUCCGCCUGGGAGAGAAAGGCCUUGAAACAACUUUUGAUAUCUUCCCAGCCUACGCACCCACAUCGAAUCUACCCCAAAAACCCACUUAUGUAUUUCGGUUCCGACAACCACGGGGAUGGCCUCAGGCCAGAAAGGACGAGCGAUGGGUACUCUGGGAUUUUGUGAGGGACGUCGUGACACUGACCGAUAAACUACAAGACUGCUGUUUCCCCCGUAUCGAGCCAAAAAAGAAAUCAAAGAAGAAUCCGACAAAUAAUUCCGAGGUGUUUCGUAUUGUGCUACCGAGUAAGGAUCCGGAUAACCCUGCGGGUAUAGGCUACCUUGUUGAAUUUUGCAUGAGGAACAAUAUGCUUAUACCAGAGGAUAUUGCGAUGGGGGAGAUGGAUACACCAGAGGUGGGGUUUGUGAGGCGUAAUAAACCUGUCAAGUUCACUGAUAUGUGUUUCGAAUGA
Messenger RNA from Nannizzia gypsea CBS 118893, 1299 nucleotides. RefSeq lists its product as hypothetical. Bases 1 to 1299 code for a protein of 432 amino acids. Gene Ontology annotation, biological process: proteolysis. The record is from RefSeq and is a predicted model, not a curated record. NCBI's taxonomy places the organism in Eukaryota, Fungi, Ascomycota, Eurotiomycetes, Onygenales, Arthrodermataceae. Gene Ontology annotation, molecular function: serine-type peptidase activity. The transcript is spliced from 4 exons.